Cicer arietinum (chickpea) is the source of this 696-nucleotide messenger RNA. RefSeq lists its product as uncharacterized. The record is from RefSeq and is a predicted model, not a curated record. Lineage: Eukaryota; Viridiplantae; Streptophyta; Magnoliopsida; Fabales; Fabaceae.
GGUUUCAUCCUAUAUAUAUACAUAUCUCAUUCUCAUCAUCCUCAUUCUCAUUCUCAUCAUUCUCAUUCUCAUUCUCAUUCUCCUCAUUCUUCCACAGUCCUCCGAAAAUGUCCUUUCCCAACACCACUGCCUCGCCCAACACCGCCUCUCCCACCACUGCCUCGCCCAACACCACCGUCGCCGACCCUAACUUCCACCACGUGACGUUUCAACACCCUGAUCUGACCAUUCUGAAACAUCACAAGCCAAAAUGGCCUCUCCCUGUCAUCUUAGCCGCUACGGCGGUAGCAGCCAUGUUAAUGGCCGUGCUCAUCUACUGGGCACGAAAGAUGAGAGCAGCACCGGCGGAGGAAGCUCCGACUCAGUCGGCUCCGGCUUCCUCUUCUUUGUCCGUGGAUGGGGCAGGUAGAGGUAGAGGUUAUACUCAUGGAUCUACGUCCGUUAUAGACUCACAUUUUGGGAUAUGAUUUGUGUUUUAAACAAAAAAUCCAGAUCUGAGUUUGAGUUUGAGUUGACGAGGACUGAGUCAGAUGGUCGGUGGUGUGCUGUGCUGUACUGGUUUGAUUUGGUUUGGUUUUAUGACCUUGUUGUGUGGGUUUUGUUUUCUUCUGUAGUAGUUGCAACUUGCAUUACACUGUUCAGUUGCGUAGGAACAUAUAGUGACUCUUAUAAUAAAAUAAUUAAUUUUAAAUUUAA